CACAACUGCUCCAUCUCAGUUUUGGUCAAAACUGAAUGUUGAAUGGUCCUGCUGCAUUAAGCUGCUGUUUCACAAUUUAAAACUGAGUUUUUAAAACUCUGUUAUGUACUAUGGUCUCUUUGUUUUGUAAAUCUGUUGUAAUCAUUUAUGUUGUGGAGUAAGUUUUAAACAAAUUCAGUAGAGUUCUGAACUAUUAAGUUCUGACCAUUGCAUCAGUAAGUUUUAAACAAAUUCAGUAGUUUUAAACAAAUUACUAGAUCAUUGAGUUCUGAACCAUUCCAAAUUCUUAAUUUUUUGAUCGACAACGACGGCUCCUCCUCUUCCAAGUCUAGCCCAUCGACGACGACGGCUCUAAAAUGAACAUGUAUGCACAAGUGCCCCUCCUUCUCCAAGUCUGCAGUUUGAUACAGUACAAGUCUGCAAGUGCUCUGCAAUUCUAUUUUUAUACCUUGUAUGGUGCAAUACAGUGAGCAACCUUUAUAUACUCUUAAGUAUAUGUACUGUGAUUUUUCAUUGUUUGUUCAGUCAUGCACGUGGCUCUAAAUUAGGUGAUUCGUUCGCCAGUCUAAAUCUGUAAUAUGGCUGCACGUUGUAAUCUUGGCAGGUUUGACUGUUUAAUGUUAUCUGUGAAUGGAGAGACAAAAACUGUAAUGCAGGAGAUAACUCAUGGUGCCUGCAACUAUCUCCUAAAACCCGUUAGCAUCGAGGAGCUUAGGAAUAUCUGGCAGCAUGUUGUUUGGUCCGUUGAACUACAUAGAAAAUUCAUCUCUGCUGUCAACCAUCUUGGAAUUGACAAAGGUGUGCCGAAAAGGAUACUUGACCUCAUGAAUGUUGAAAAACUCACUAGGGAAAAUGUUGCAAGUCGUCUACAGGUUGACCACACUUUAUAUCAUGUUGGACCACCUUGGAAUUUGUAGAUACUUUUAUCGUCGAAGGAUGUACUCACAGAACAAAAUGAGUGGAUUGUGCUGUUCUACUCUUCUGUCCAUAGCAGUGGGAUAUGUUUUCUGCACUGCGCGGCUACCCUCUAAUGUAUGUUUCCUGCACUGUGCGGCUACCCUCUAAUGCACUACUCAACCUUCAGUCUCUUUCUGUACAAUGACUUGAUCUAAUUACUAUGAAUGACCUGUGAGUGUCUUGCUUUGUAUAUAAAUGACUUGCUCUAUUUUCGAUCUAUCAGACUCUGUGUUUUUGGUCCAUUCGUUUUUGCCAAAGUUAUGCGUCGAGCAUUGAGCUACUCUAUGAAAUUUCUUGGAUCUGUUUAGGUCGCGAUGGCUGACGAAGAGAUCUAGGUUCAUGGCUCGCUAGGUUCAGCUGGUUCCACUAACAGCCAUCUCCGAGCACUUGCAUAGGUCAGCUGAUAUACAUCGCGUCCCCUCUUUGGUUUUACUGGACUGCUGCAAAAAAAUGAUCAGUGUGACUCCGCAAUUUUUGUAAUCAAAGGAAGUACUCACAGAUGUAAACACUGAUAUAGGGUUUGUAGAUGCUUAGAGAUAGCAGUAAAUGAGUAGUAAUAUUUUGAUCCAGACAGUAUGAUGAUUUAAACUCUGUUUUUUAUAUGACCUUCAUGUAGUUAA
Triticum aestivum (bread wheat) is the source of this 1577-nucleotide messenger RNA. Its product is annotated as two-component response regulator ORR22. The transcript is spliced from 4 exons. The record is from RefSeq and is a predicted model, not a curated record. Gene Ontology annotation, molecular function: DNA binding. The coding region runs from base 579 to 917 and encodes 112 amino acids. Lineage: Eukaryota; Viridiplantae; Streptophyta; Magnoliopsida; Poales; Poaceae. Gene Ontology annotation, biological process: phosphorelay signal transduction system; cytokinin-activated signaling pathway.